Messenger RNA from Arachis ipaensis, 1580 nucleotides. It is a transcript of the gene MPK10, whose product is annotated as MAP kinase 10. Gene Ontology annotation, biological process: protein phosphorylation. The record is from RefSeq and is a predicted model, not a curated record. Gene Ontology annotation, molecular function: ATP binding; MAP kinase activity. NCBI's taxonomy places the organism in Eukaryota, Viridiplantae, Streptophyta, Magnoliopsida, Fabales, Fabaceae.
AUCACAGAUCUGUUUGACCAAAAACACAAAACAAGACAGAAAAUCAGGUUUCUUCUCACACCAAACUCCCAAUCUUUAUAAGUGCAGUUGCAUCAUCCUCGGCAUAGCAGAGAAGAAGGAGAAGCUAAAUAGAGAGAGAGAAAGAGAAGAGAGAGAAAGACAGGAAUGGAAGGAGGAGCUGCCCCACCUGCUGACGCUGUCAUGUCCGACGCGGCGCCUCCGCCGCAGGACCAUCAACAGCAGCACCAGCAGCCGGCAGCGCCCACGGGUGUGGAGAAUAUUCCGGCGACGCUGAGCCACGGCGGUAGGUUCAUCCAAUACAACAUAUUUGGGAACAUAUUCGAAGUCACCGCCAAAUACAAACCCCCCAUUAUGCCCAUCGGAAAAGGCGCUUAUGGCAUCGUUUGUUCCGCUCUAAAUUCGGAGACGAAUGAGCAUGUUGCCAUUAAGAAGAUUGCCAAUGCAUUUGACAACAAGAUUGACGCCAAGAGGACCCUCCGUGAAAUCAAGCUGCUUCGUCACAUGGAUCAUGAAAACGUGGUUGCAAUAAGGGAUAUAGUGCCACCACCUCAGAGGGAGGCAUUCAAUGAUGUUUACAUUGCCUAUGAGUUGAUGGACACUGAUCUUCACCAAAUCAUUCGCUCGAAUCAAGCAUUGUCAGAGGAGCACUGUCAGUACUUUCUGUAUCAAAUCCUCCGUGGUUUGAAGUACAUACAUUCAGCAAAUGUUUUGCAUAGGGACUUGAAACCUAGCAACCUUCUCCUGAAUGCCAACUGCGACUUAAAAAUUUGUGAUUUUGGACUGGCCCGUGUCACCUCUGAGACUGAUUUCAUGACUGAAUAUGUUGUUACAAGUAUGGUCUGUUGGUUGUAUCUUCAUGGAACUGAUGGAUCGAAAACCAUUGUUCCCUGGCAGAGAUCACGUGCAUCAACUGCGUCUACUUAUGGAGCUCAUUGGCACCCCAUCAGAAGCUGAUUUGGGAUUUCUGAAUGAAAAUGCUAAGAGAUACAUUAGGCAACUCCCUCUUUACCGACGCCAAUCUUUCCAAGAAAAGUUUCCUCAGGUCCAUCCUGCUGCCAUUGAUCUUGUUGAAAAGAUGUUGACCUUUGAUCCUCGACAAAGGAUUACUGUUGAAGAUGCACUGGCACACCCGUAUCUGACAUCGCUGCAUGACAUAAGUGAUGAACCGGUGUGCAUGACCCCCUUCAACUUUGAUUUUGAGCAGCAUGCUUUGACAGAGGAGCAGAUGAAAGAACUGAUAUACAGAGAGGCUCUAGCAUUUAACCCUGAAUAUCAGUAAAGUCAAUAGUGAUUUGGAGGAUAUUAUCUUUGGGUUUUAAAGAAAAUGUGUGGUGACUGUGUCAAUAGAGAUUUCUGUAUAUAUAUUUUAAAAUAUUUAAUCAUCUGAAACCAGAUGACCUUUGUUGGAGUUAAAUUGUUUUGGAUUAGAGGCAUGAUUGGCAGACUGCAACAAACAACAAUCAUAACAAUGUACCUUGUAUGGAUCAUGGAUGGCUUAUUUUGCUUCAUAUUAUUCUCCAGUUCAUUGGCUUCACCCAUAAAAUCCUUUUACCUUGCUU